AUGGAGGCUACAAAAGCACUUCUUCGUCACAGUCUCCGUAAAAAAUUGGACGCAGCGUUGGAGUCUGAAAGCUAUCUUUUGAUCCAACAUUGGUGUUCAAUUGAGUGUCAGGAAGCAAUAAAACUUUACUUGGAUGAAAAAUUCAUGCCACGUGGAAGAGCCAGUUUCCCAACUUCAGCUUCAAGAUAA
Cotesia congregata is the source of this 189-nucleotide messenger RNA. NCBI's taxonomy places the organism in Eukaryota, Metazoa, Arthropoda, Insecta, Hymenoptera, Braconidae. The record is from the annotation of a GenBank genome assembly.